Macadamia integrifolia is the source of this 1558-nucleotide messenger RNA. RefSeq lists its product as uncharacterized. The record is from RefSeq and is a predicted model, not a curated record. Bases 1 to 1518 code for a protein of 505 amino acids. The transcript is spliced from 2 exons. NCBI's taxonomy places the organism in Eukaryota, Viridiplantae, Streptophyta, Magnoliopsida, Proteales, Proteaceae.
AUGGUAAGUGGAGAGAGAAACUCUACGGUGGAGGAGAUUGGGUUUCUGGCCGGAGGCCGCCCGCCUGAUCGCGCAAAGCAGAGGCUCAUUACGGAUUUCCUGCAGCCCCGCCUAUCUUUUGGAACAGGUUGCACGCCUGCACCUGCUGUGCCUAUUGUGGAUGUUUGCAAUACUGGCCUUUCUUCCCUCCCUAAGAAAUCAUUCUCUAAGGCGGUUGGAGGCGUUCUCCCUGAUGUUGCCGACCUACCUGACCCUAUUCAUGCUGGAAAUCUCACUAAAAUCGUGAUUCCCCAAGAUGCCUAUGAGGAACGUCUUCUCCGAUAUCGCUUUGCUUUGGUGGCCAGAAUAAAUUUUCGGUUUAUUUCUUUGGAUGAAGUUCGGAAGGAAGCUGUGAAUUCUUGGAAACUUAAAGAGAAGGUUUUUAUAAAACCUAUGGGAUUAGGCUACACUUUAUUCCAAUUUGAGGCUGAGAAAGACAUGACAAACAUCUGGAAACAAAGUCCUAUCAAGAUCGGACGGCAGUUUAUUCGCUUCCAGCGGUGGAAGCCGGAUUUUAAUAUCCAUGAUAACUCUCCUAUUUCUAAGCUUGUCUGGAUUCGUUUUCCUGGGCUCCCCUUCGAAUAUUGGCACGAGCGGAUCCUCCUUUCCAUGGCAAAAGCCGUGGGGCGCCCCCUGGACAUUGAUAAAAGAACACGAAAUGCAUCCAUAGGGAACUUUGCUCGUGUCCUCGUGGAGAUGGAUAGUUCAGUGCAGCGGUUGGAAGAAAUCCAGGUUGAACGGCGACAACCUGGAACAGGUGAUCUUUUUUGGUUCAAACAAAAAAUCAUAUAUGAAGACGCUUUGGGAAAGUGUGGUUUUUGUAAAAAACUUGGUCAUACCAUCCAAAACUGUAAAGAGAAACGCAUCACCGAUGCCGCACGCAAAGACAAGGAUGAUGCUUGUGGUGUUGUUGGGGCUGUUUGGGUGGAGAAGUCGUCUUUGGGGGCGGCUGGUUUGGAGAUUUCCGGCAGGAAUGGUGGUGAGCCCUCAAUAGGAAAGAAUUCAAAUUCAAAAUUGCCAACCAUCUCCCAUAAUUGUGAUCCAGCUUUGUAUGGAAACUUGGAUACGCAAGAGGGGAUUUUAGCUAUUGAGUUACCUUUUUUAGAAGGAUCUUCCUCAGCCAAUUUGAGGAAUAAUCCAAUUGCAGAUCGAUUGGAUGACCCAUGCAACAGAGAUGGUUCGGUUCCUUUACACGGGUCAAACAAACCCAAUAUGGUGAACCAAACCACUGAGACUAACUCAAUUCCAGAACAUGGCAUUCUGGUUUCUCCAGGUUGUGCGGCUAAUCCAGUUCUGAUUACUGGCUCUUGUCAACUCUCUGUCCACAGUGAUCAUGUGAUAAAUUCCAUUACUUCAAGUGCUAUGGAUAAUGGUCAUCUCACCCUCCACUACCCGGAAGUUGGCGCCAUUGAUGCUGCUGCCCUCCAGAAGGAACAAUGCCACGGCAUGGAAACAGUUUCAAGAAAAAAAGAGGGAUGAAGAAGGCUGCUGGUCGUGCAACUCUCAGCAAUAUUCUCCU